AUGGAAGACGAAGCUGGAACUUCUGAGGUAAGAGUGAAAGGAAGCAAAAAGAGAACUCCUGUUGGAACCAUGAUUCAUCAACAAAAGUACGUGAAGGAACUUCUCAAAAGGUUUUCUAUGGAGGAAGCAAUGGAGAUAAGAACUCCUAUUGGCAAAACCACAAUACUGGAUUUGGAUGAAAAAGGUCCAUUUAUGGAGCAGAAGCUAUAUAGAGGAAUGAUUGGAUCACUCCUCUACCUUACAACAAGUAGACCUGGCAUUAUUUUCAGUGUUAUACUGUAUGUAAGGUUUCAAGUAGAUCCCAAUGAAUCUUAUCUUAAAUAUGUAAAGAGGAUUUUUAGAUAUAUCAAAGGAACCACUGAUCUUGGCCUAUGGUAUCCUAAAGGCAGCAACUUCAAGUUGGUAGGUUAUGUUGAUGCUAACUAUGCAAGUUAUCUAGUGGACAGAAAAAGUACCACAGGUAUGACACACUUUCUCAGAUCAUGUUUGAUCUCCUGGUCCACUAAGAAGAAAAACUUUGCAGCCUUGUCAACCGCUGAGGCUGAGUAUGUUGAUGCUGGAUCUUGUUGUGCAUAA
Messenger RNA from Capsicum annuum, 576 nucleotides. RefSeq names its product secreted RxLR effector protein 161-like. The record is from RefSeq and is a predicted model, not a curated record. Lineage: Eukaryota; Viridiplantae; Streptophyta; Magnoliopsida; Solanales; Solanaceae. Bases 1 to 576 code for a protein of 191 amino acids. The transcript is spliced from 3 exons.